Molecule: messenger RNA, 4097 nt
Organism: Salmo salar (Atlantic salmon)
Lineage: Eukaryota; Metazoa; Chordata; Actinopteri; Salmoniformes; Salmonidae
Product: ubiquitin carboxyl-terminal hydrolase 49
Biological process (GO): protein deubiquitination
Molecular function (GO): zinc ion binding; cysteine-type deubiquitinase activity
Source: RefSeq, a predicted model, not a curated record
AGAAGCAAUUUUUAAUUUUUUUUACUAAUACAUCAAACCGUUAUUUUAUAGAUCAACUAGCUACUGACAUUGUCAACCUCAGAACUGUAGGGGUUCAUAACGUUAGCUGGCUAUAUUGUAUGUUUUUUGAGAAUGUGUGACUUUAUUCUAGGUUGACCUCCCGGUGUUUUGUUUGAAGAUGUACUCAAAAGUUGAUAUCAGACACAUUUAUCUUUGUUUACAUUGCGGCUCCGUGGAUGCUAGCUAUUAGCAGGCAAAACGUCAGUGAAUUUUUUUUUCUUUUUUUAGUCGUUGUCAAUCACAUCAACCCGAAGUUGUUGAGUUUUCGCAAGAAAGUGGGUUUCAGACCAGUCUUUGUUCUGAUAGCAAGCCUAGCUAGUAAUGCUAGCUAGCCACCAAGCUAUUGAUUGUGUAUUUGUCUUAAAUUGAAGAAAGAACUCCAGCAUAGGGACACAAUUAUGAGUUUAUUCAGGAUCUGGAAUCAGACAUGAGUGAAGCUGACUGAAUGCACCUGGGAAGGGCCCUUUUCAUAUGUCGAAAGAACACUGACUUACAUCAGCACACAGUGUUUUUACAGAUGAAUUGCUGCUUGGCACAGGGGCUUGUGUCCUGACGCUGUGGGCAGGCACAUGUGCAUCUGGAGAUAUGGACCGCUGUAAACAUGUGGGACGCCUUCGCCUGGGCCACGACCACUCCAUCCUCAAUCCACAGAAAUGGCGCUGCGUGGACUGCUGCACCACCGAGUCCGUGUGGGCCUGCCUCAAGUGCUCCCACGUGGCCUGUGGCCGCUUCAUGGAAGAGCACUCCCUCAAACACUUCCAGGAGUCACGCCACCCCCUGGCCAUGGAGGUGCGGGAGCUGGACAUCUUCUGCUUCGCCUGUGGGGACUAUGUGCUCAAUGACAACGCUGAGGGAGACCUCAAGCUCCUGCGUGGGGCACUGUCUACUGUGCGCAGCUCUGGCAGGCGCUCCCUGCGCUCCUCUGCAGGGGGGGACUGCAUCCCCUGGGUGGGCGAGGGUGGGCCUCAACCAGCCAUGCAAACAGCCCUGUGGCACCGCAGGAAGGUGCUGCUGGGGAAGAUGCUGCGCCACUGGAGGAGCCGGCAGCAGGAGGAGCAGAGCCAGCGGGAGGAGAAACUUGAGCAGGAGAAGGAGGAGGUCCGGCGCCAGAAAAACGAGGUGAAGAGGAGACUCAUGGGAGAGUUUGACAAUUUGCAGCCGAGGAAGAGUGCCAGGCUGCUCACCCAGGCUCCUCGUUCAACCAUCACUCUUAUCCCCCUGAAGUUCCGCGACCCUCCGGAGCGUCUGCCUCCACCCAAGAAGCCCUCCCUUCUAUCCCUGAAACCCCCCAGCAACGGCAGGACUCGUAAACUCAGAGUGCGGAGGUACUACUCCCAUAAGGCAACCCAUCGGAGACUGGCCCCGGGGGUCACAGGGCUACGCAACCUUGGGAACACGUGCUACAUGAACUCUAUCUUACAGGUGCUGAGCCACCUGCAGAAAUUCAGGGAGUGCUUCCUCACAUUGGACAUGUGUGAGACUGAGGAGCUGCUAGCCAAGUCCAACCAGGGUGUGGCGGGGGCUGUGGUUGGUGGUGGUAGUGUAGCCACACCAGGCUGCCCUCUGGGACGUGGCAUGGGAAAGGCAGGCAUAGGGGGUCUGCCCACGGGCAGCAAGCAGAGCCCGCCCCCCUGCCUAAAUGCAGCAGAACUGGUACAGCCCAAGGAGCCGCGCUCCUCCACCCGCCAGCAGAUGUCACUGUGCCAUGAGCUGCACACUCUGUUCAGGGUCAUGUGGUCGGGCCGCUGGUCGCUGGUGUCGCCCUUUGCCAUGCUGCACUCUGUGUGGAACCUGAUCCCAGCGUUCCGUGGCUACGACCAGCAGGACGCACAGGAGUUUCUGUGUGAGCUGCUGGACAAGGUACAGCAGGAGCUGGAAUCAGAGGGCAGCAAGCGCAGGAUCGUCAUCCCCAUCACCCAGAGGAAGCUCUCCAAGCAAGUGCUCAAGGUCCUCAACACAAUCUUUCACGGGCAGCUACUCAGCCAGGUGACGUGUCUGUCCUGUAUGCACAAGUCAAACACGGUGGAGCCGUUCUGGGACCUGUCCCUGGAGUUCCCGGAGCGCUACCACAGCACGGAGAAGGGCUCGGCUGCGUCUCUGGCCUACCAGCGCAGCUGCUCCCUCACUGAGAUGCUGGGCAAGUUCACUGAGACAGAGGCCCUGGAGGGCAGCAUCUACGCCUGCAACCACUGCAACAGGAAAAGACGGAAGACGUCCCACAAGCCCCUGGUUCUGUCAGAGGCAUGUAAGCAGCUGCUGAUCUACCGCCUACCUCAGGUUCUACGGCUGCACCUCAAACGCUUCAGAUGGUCAGGCCGGAACCACCGGGAGAAGAUUGGCGUCCAUGUGGCUUUUGAUCAGGUUUUGAACAUAGAGCCCUACUGCUGCGCAGACUCUGGCCAGUCGGUCAACAGAGAGGGCUACACCUACGACCUGUCUGCUGUAGUCAUGCACCACGGGAAAGGCUUUGGCUCAGGGCACUACACCGCAUACUGCUACAACACCGAGGGAGGUUUCUGGGUCCACUGUAAUGACUCUGAGAUGAACGUGUGCAGCGUGGAGGAGGUGUGCAACACUCAGGCCUACAUUCUGUUCUAUACCCAGAGGUCUGCCUAGACCCAUCUCCCUCCCACAUUUACACCCUACACCAGGGUGUACUGUCUGCCUGGAGUCAACAACCAGGCCCAUCUGCCAAGGCCUGGCCUGUGGGACCGAGACCUACAUCUGGGUUUGUUUCCUAGAGGUCUGCUUGGUCAUGUCACACUCCAUCUACUAGCUGUAAACCAGGAUGUAGCCUAGAUGUGUGUCCAGGCUUGAAACAACUCAGCCCACAUUCGUUGAGUCUGGUAGGCUAACAGCCAUGUGAGAGCUACUGAACGUUGUACCACAAGGGAAGGCAAUGUUGAUCCUGGAAUGUGGCAGUGUCAGCAAUGUUUUUUGCUCUAUCCAGCCUCAAGACCAGCUUUUGAUAAUGAUGAUGAAUUGCAUAUAUGGUUAGUUAUAUUUUUCACCUGGUGUCAAAGUGCUUUACAUUGUAUAGGAGGUAACUUGCCUCAUCCUCCAAUGUUUAUUAUCUCCCUCCUGGGGUGAUGAACAGCAGCCAUUUGGAGUGGAAUCGGAAUCCUCCUGUGGCUCAACUAAUGGAGUUUGUCAUUGUGGCUCAGGAGCGGAGAUGAUUGAUUGCAUCAGGUGCUUCAGAGCCUGGGUGGAUUACAAGCCUGCAGAUACUAUCAGACACUCCAGAACCAAUGUUGCCUAGCCUACCUCUGUUCUGUACUCUCAACCACAAUGAGAUGUCAGCCAAAAGCAUUUGUCUCCAACCCAGUUGUCAUCUGUAUCUCACUAUGACCUCUGGUUCAUACACAUUCUGCUGUGGAUAUCUCAGGCUUAAAGGCCUUGGUCUGGGCCAACGGAAUGAACAGGGAUAGAUGGUGUGUAGAUAUUCCUGCGUGUACUCGGUCCCUACGUUGAAUGGAGGUAUGGGGUUGUGUGGCAGGCAUCCACUUUGAAGAUGGAUGGAAACUAUUGAGCCAACUGGCGUCAUGCUGCACCUUUAUGGAGGAGGGGCUUAGCUUAUUGAUCCCAUGAUCAAUUGGCUUCUGAUCUUUUAAUGACUUCUGUAUCCUGUGGCAGCUCUCUUUUCCUACCUUAAUUGUAGAGGCUAGUUUGGGCUCUGGUUGGAGUCCGAUGUAUUGUAUCUCUGUUCAUGGAUAGAAAUAGAUGGAAGAGUGAACAAAGGACUGAGAAAUUGAAGAGUAUGUUGUUGGGAUAGGAGGGGUACCCAUUUCACGAGUGGAUCACAUGCAAGCAAUAUACGUGUGACAUCAUGACAUGAAAUCAAGAUAAAAUCAGGAAUUCUUCAGCUUUGUAAUACAAUGUAUUUUUUUCUUCUACUCCGCUGUUUCUAUUUGGGGUCUUUUAAAGUAACUGCCCAGUGAAAAUCUAACUUAAGUUAUACUGAUCAAAAAUAGAAACGCAACAUAUAAAGUGUUGGUCCUAUCUUUCAUGAACUGAAAUAAAAGAUCCCAGAAAUGUUC